UCUACAGCCUCUUGCGAACGACCCGAUUGCCCAGGAUUUCGAUCCCGACUCUGUGCGUCGUCGCCUACCCGCUAGGCCGACACGAACAGGGCGACCGUCGAUUUGAGCUGCUCCUCCCAAGUGUCGCCCCGUCGUCAUGGAAGAAAACCGUGACACGCCGAUGGAGUCGAUGGAGCACGAGACGAACAGGGAGAGAGAUGGAGAGUGCGAACGCAAGUCGUCCGUGCAGGAAGCUCUCUCGCGCAAGUUGUCGAACCGUAUGAACACACGAGAGAUGUACGAACGCGGCAUCAUGAGAGUGCCGGCCGAGAUGACGAUGUCGCCUCAACUACACGCCAGACGGACGGAGCUGGAACGUGCUAAGGCAGCAGACGUGCUCAAGCGAAAAAUAAACUCGCGCCCCGACAAGACUGAUCUGAUUCGUGGAAAUAUUCUGAAAGACACGUCUGCGCAUGCGUCGCUGCAAGAUGCACAGAUGCAGUUGAAACGUCGGCAGAUUGAAGACGAUUUGAAUGAGCGGAUGUUCAACCGACCUGGACCUCUGGAGCUGGUUGAGAAACAUAUUCUCGAGGACAGUGAAAUGAUGGAAAUGCUUCGGUCUGGCGAUGUUUCGUAUAGGAAGACGAGUGACACAACACAGAGACGGAGAUCAUCUAUUCUCAAUCCUCUGGAAAGAAUGGCUUUGGAUGCAGCUAAUAUUCCUGAAGAAGAUACCUCACUUCCAGUAGACGGUGGAGAAGGAAUGGAUUAUAAUGUGGAGACACGUGUGGAUGUCAAGACAGAAAACUCUGUCUCUCCAGCUAGAAGGAGACGCAAGGGGAUUGUGGAACCUCCAGUUGACCUGUCAUUGCUGACAACCCAUUUUUCCACUGAUUUCAUAAGCAGUUCUGAUAACAUAGUUUCUACUGCUGCUGAUGUUAGUGUUGAAGAAAAGAUGACAGCAAAGUCUCUUCAAGACAGUAGCAUGCCUGUUGUUAAUGCCAACCAAAUGGAUUCAUCAGUCAACAUGAAUGGUGAUGGAAUGAGUUUUUUCAUGUCAGAUGAAUUUCAUCUUAAUUCUUCUAAUUUCAUGAAUCCAAUUUCACCAGGACUAAGUGAUGCAAGAAGUUCAUCGUUAUCAAAUAUUUCAAGUCCUUCAUUGAUGGAUCUCCCCAGUCCCGGACAGACCAACUUGAUGUCUCCCAAGUUGACAAAUUUUGUCUCUAAAGUUACAGGAGAACAUCUCGAUGAAGAUCCUAUGGAAAAGGCAAUUGUGGAGAACACAAAUGCAAAGUCACCAGCAAUGUCAGUUUCUUCCCAAGAUUUGUCAAAACCAUCAACUCCAGCAACCCCUGAAGUUGUUGAAGUGUCACAAGGACCUGCUGUGCUCACAGUUAGAGAAGAGACUGGAAAAAAGAAGGAAACGUAUCGAAGUGGUAAAGGUGGGGCAUCCCCAAGACCAGGUAAGCGACGUCGAAAUAAGAAACCACUACAAUGGAAAAUGCAUUACUAUAAUCCUCCCAGUCAGAACCCAGCAUCGUUCUCUCAGGAAAAACCUACUACCACUUCUGUCCCUAACUCACCGUAUCAAAUUCUUAUUCAACAACAGCAGAUUUACAUGCACCUUCAGCUUAUGUUUCAGCAGAUGCAACAGACAGCUGCUGCAGCAGGAGUUCAGAGUAACAUAUUGAAUAGUGCUGGGAAUCCACAACAGUUUUAUAAGGAAAAAGUAACAAGUAAACUUGUCAGUCAACCAAACCACAUACUUCCAGUAGUAACUACAUCCAGUUACUCAUCAGUCCCAGUGCCACCCCCAGCUCCUCCUCUUCCAACUUCACAGAUCACAAGUCUUCCUGCUGGUCAAAUUACUGUCCCAAGCACUAUAGUCGCUGCAAAUGCUGUUGGAAACACACACACAGUCAUUGGCCAUGUGGAAAGCACCGAUCCACUGAAAAUCCUUGAGAGUUUCACAAUGCCAAUGUUAAAGGAAGAACUAAAGAAACGAGGCCUUCCAGUAUCUGGGAACAAGAAAGAAUUAAUAAAUCGACUGAAGGAGUAUGCAGAUGUUGUGUCGCUUGCACCGGGGAUGAAGGGAAAGACUCAGCCUGUGCAGCCAAUGUCUCUAGAUCUGAGUGUUGGAAGUACUGUUCUUAGCCAAUCAUUUAGAGACAGAUCGGCAUCAUUGAGUUCUUCAUAUCGCUCUAGUCUGACAUCUUCAAGAGUAGAUGGAAGCUUAGUGAAGUCUCCUCUUGAAGAAAUGCGACAGUUGGAACAGACAGUGGGUGGAUGGUCUGGGCAGGACAGUCGAGUCACUCAAGACUGUAGAAGAGGAUCUGGACCAGCGCGUCUUGAGACGUACGCACAUGUUGAUGGUCAUAAUCAACAGAUUAAUCAAGCAAUCUAUACGGGAUCUCAACCGCUUAGUCAUCUACCAUUAGGUGUACAGCAGAGAGUCACUAAUGAGUUGUAUUCAUCUGGACCUCAAUAUGUCACUAUGGAAGGAAUAUCCACUGAUGCCAUUCCGGGUUCGGUUGUGCAAGAUUGUAAUGAUAGUGCACUAUCUCUUACAUCACCUCCACUUCCUCCUCCUCAACGCCAACCGGGACGAUUAACUAUCAUUCCAAACGGUGUAAUCACUCAUCGACCGAACUCACCGCAAUCCCCUUUGCAGUCACCUAGACCUUUAAGAAGAUAUGUAGUGGAAGUUGAGGGUCUCAAACGAGAGUAUGAUCGUCAAUCCCAGUUGCUCGAGUCCCAACCCCAUGGAACGCCUCCAACUACCUUGUUUGAUUUUGAUUCUAAUCCUUCGUCUACAGUAAAUUCACGUGAGCAGUCUCCACGAACUUUGUCCCCUGUGGCACAACUGGGUGUGUUUCCUGGUAUAAAUGGCUCUAGUUCUGUUGGAAUUCCUGUGACUGGAAUACAUGAACUUGAUCAGCUGCAGGCAAUAACUUAUGGUUCUCCAAAUCAAGGGUCACUUGUGGGGUCAAACCCGGUGAUGAUCAAUCAAGCUGCAAUGGGUAGCCCGUCCGAGCUAUACAUGGGAUUUAGUCCACAGGUGGGAGAUCAGUUGUUUGCUGGAAUCUCCCCAUGUGAGAACUCACCGGUGGGAUCAUCGUACUUGAGCCAUAUGCUGGAAGUGGAUUCAGGCAGUCUGCACAACAGUCACUUUCAAUCCAAUGGUCCUACUAUGCUGGCUGGAGGAGGUAGGUCAUCUUCACUAACGAGAACUCGCUUCCAACCUGAAGGAGGACAGACACCUGAACAGCAUCGCUCACCGCUAAUGGACUCUACAUCUGAACCAUAUCUACCUGACUUGGAUCCAAACAUGGUUCUCAGUGGUCCAUUUCUUUCGCCAAGAAAUAGUUCGGGGCCCAAAGCAGGUCUUGAUUGGCUUGACUGUGCAUCUAGUCUUCCACCAUUUGCUUGUUCAGAUAGUGGAUUAGGUAGUCAUUCUGGUGGAUCACAUGGAGGUUCAAAUUCGCUAUUGCAAGAUUCAUAUCAGCCGAUCACGCCUCAAUUUGAAUUUGAUGCUGUGGAUUCUGAGUAUCAACACCCAACUGAACUGAAGCCUUCACAUUUGCUGCCAGAUUAUUUUCCAGCAACAGGACAGGUGCCAUUUGGACAUAUGGGAUGGAGUAGUUGGCAGGGUUAGUUUAUAUCUAUUGUUUAUAGAAUGUAGGAUUAAUAGUAUGGAUUUGGAUUUGGUAUGGACUUACACUGCUUGUAGAUUGAAUUUCCCUAGCGCGCUUGCUUGAUUGCGUAAAUAAUAUUGAUUUCAAUUAAGAGUGCGCACGUUAACAUACGUUACGAAUUCUGAGCUGUAACUCUCAAACGGAUCGGAAGUGAACUACGAUAGCCAAUCAACGAGUUUCACGGGUAGCCAAUCAGGCCGUUCGAAAACAACCAAUGAGCACCG
Corticium candelabrum is the source of this 3898-nucleotide messenger RNA. RefSeq lists its product as uncharacterized. The transcript is spliced from 6 exons. Gene Ontology annotation, biological process: positive regulation of transcription by RNA polymerase II. Gene Ontology annotation, molecular function: transcription coactivator activity. Gene Ontology annotation, cellular component: nucleus. The record is from RefSeq and is a predicted model, not a curated record. Bases 137 to 3634 code for a protein of 1165 amino acids. NCBI's taxonomy places the organism in Eukaryota, Metazoa, Porifera, Homoscleromorpha, Homosclerophorida, Plakinidae.